AUGUGGCUCUACCUGGUGGCCCUGGUGGGCCUGUGGACGCUCCUGCGCUUCUUCAGAGAGAGGAAGGUGGUGAGCCAUCUCCAAGACAAGUAUGUCUUCAUUACGGGCUGUGACUCGGGCUUUGGGAACCUGCUGGCCAGACAGCUGGACAGGAGAGGCAUGCGGGUGCUGGCUGCAUGUCUGACAGAGAAGGGAGCCGAGGAGCUGAGGAGAAAGACAUCUGACAGGCUGGAGACAGUGAUCCUGGAUGUCACCAAGACGGAGAGUAUUGUGGCAGCCACUCAGUGGGUGAAGGAGCGUGUUGGGGACAGAGGACUCUGGGGCCUUGUUAACAACGCUGGCAUCUCCAUCCCCUCGGGUCCCAAUGAGUGGAUGAACAAACAGGAUUUUGCAAGUGUACUGGAUGUGAACCUGUUGGGUGUGAUCGACGUGACUCUGAACAUGCUGCCCUUAGUGAGGAAGGCGAGGGGCCGUGUGGUCAACGUCGCCAGCGUCAUGGGCCGAGUUUCUUUGGUUGGUGGUGGUUACUGCAUCUCCAAGUAUGGUGUAGAGGCCUUCUCAGACUCACUCAGGAGGGAGCUCUUCUAUUUUGGGGUGAAGGUGGCUAUUAUAGAGCCUGGUUUCUUCCUGACUGAGAUAACCAGUAGUGCCAGAUUAUCCUCAAACAUCCAGAUGUUGUGGGACCACACCAGCUCAGAAAUCAGGGAGAUCUACGGCGAGAAAUACCUGGCAUCCUAUCUGAAAAAGCUAAACAAAUUGGAUGAGAUGUGCAACAAGGACCUGUCUUUGGUGACUGACUGCAUGGAGCACGCUCUGACUGCCUGUCACCCUCGCACCCGAUACUCAGCUGGCUGGGAUGCCAAGCUCUUCUACCUCCCCUUGAGCUACCUGCCCACCUGUCUUGUGGAUGCCCUUCUCUACUGGACUUCCACGAAGCCUGAGAAAGCCCUGUGA
This is a messenger RNA of Mastomys coucha (southern multimammate mouse), 954 nucleotides long. Its product is annotated as retinol dehydrogenase 16. The transcript has 4 exons. Gene Ontology annotation, molecular function: oxidoreductase activity. Bases 1 to 954 code for a protein of 317 amino acids. The record is from RefSeq and is a predicted model, not a curated record. Lineage: Eukaryota; Metazoa; Chordata; Mammalia; Rodentia; Muridae.